AAUUGUCAGUCAGUUCAGUGAGUAGUAACGAUCGAAGAGCGGUGAACAUCGAGGAGAGAGGUCGUGGAGGAUUUUACCAUCUAACCACCAUCGCCGUUCGCCAAUUACACCAUGGCUGAUACCGAAAAGGCGCCGCAGCCGCAGCCCCAACAGCAGCAACAGCAAGACCCACCAUCGCAGCCGCAACAACCCAAGGCGGCUAAACAAAAGCAGGUCAUUGCUGAGAGAGUUUCCGGCACGGUGAAAUGGUUCAACGUCAAGAGUGGAUAUGGUUUCAUCAACAGGAAUGACACGAAGGAAGAUGUGUUUGUUCACCAAACAGCAAUUGCCCGGAAUAAUCCACGCAAGGCUGUGCGCUCGGUCGGCGACGGUGAGGCGGUGGAAUUUGCCGUGGUUGCCGGGGAGAAAGGUUAUGAGGCAGCUGGUGUCACCGGCCCCGGGGGCGAGCCUGUGAAGGGCUCGCCUUAUGCAGCUGACAAACGCCGCGGCUACCAUCGCCAAUAUUACCCCCGUCAAAGUGGCGGACGUGGUGGUGAAGGAGCUCCACGCAGAGGUGGUAUGAUGCCACGACGUGGGCCCCCGUCCAACCAGGGGGGCGCACAGGGGGAUGAAGGUCAGGAGGCUGGCGGAGCUCCACCGCAGCGUAGCUAUUUCCGUCGCAACUUCCGCGGUGGACGUCGUGGUGGCGGCCCGGGGCCAAUGAACCGCGGCGGGUACCGUCGCAUGCGCCCGCGCAACUAUCAGCAGGGCCAGGCUCCUGGUCAACAACAGGGCCAAGCUGGAACCCCGGCGCCACGCCAGAACGGACAGGAGGGCGACACCGCCCCUACUACGUCUUCGCCGCAGCCGCCACAACAGCCGCCCAAGCCCAAGAACAACAAGCAGGGCACCACCAUCGAAACCACCACCAAUGAAAGCCAGGCCUAAACAUCGGCCGUCGCACUGUGUGGCACAACCUUAAGUAGUGCAUGUUAAUUCUAGCUGUGCCACACGUCCAUCACAACUUACUGUCUUGUCUGUUCAACUAAAGAGUGUUUCGUUUCAAUGUUGUUUCAGACUUGAGGCGUUAAGAUCUUUAUAUACUUAUAACAUAUUUUUGUCUUGAUUGAACAUUAUCGCAGGGGGAGUUACAGAUGGAACUGCAAUGUAUCAUGGAUCAAAAAUGUGAUAUUUUUAUUAUUAUUUAUAUUAUGUAUUGUUUGAAUGUUUGGAUUUCGUGAUUUUGCUUGUAACAUUAGAUUUGAAAGUAUUAAAAACUAAAGUUAAUUAUCGAUUGUGGUCUUCAAAUCGGGUUAAUUAAAAUCACCUGAUAAAAUCGUGUUACUGUGCAAUUAAAAUGCAUAAUAAUAUAUUAUAGAUUGAGAUAUGAUACGCAGAUUCCAAUGCCCCAAGAGAAUCAUGUAUUUUUUUAAAAAGCCUGGUCUUUGUUUUAUUAAAAUUUGUACAUUGCAUGUUAAACCAACUUGUUUUCGUGUAUUGAUUAAAUUAGCCGUACUAUACUUGAACACUCUCAGAAAAAUAAUAAAAACUUCUUUUUACCUGUGUGAAA
Messenger RNA from Pectinophora gossypiella (pink bollworm), 1549 nucleotides. It is a transcript of the gene yps, whose product is annotated as Y-box factor homolog. Gene Ontology annotation, biological process: regulation of gene expression. Gene Ontology annotation, molecular function: nucleic acid binding. The record is from RefSeq and is a predicted model, not a curated record. Lineage: Eukaryota; Metazoa; Arthropoda; Insecta; Lepidoptera; Gelechiidae. The coding region runs from base 112 to 927 and encodes 271 amino acids. Gene Ontology annotation, cellular component: nucleus. The transcript is spliced from 5 exons.